AACGUACCUCAGUGUUCAGUUUCUUUCGCAGGCGUAGUACUGUUCUCUUCCUUGGUCAGAAACAGAAGUAGAUUGCAACAGUAAUACUAACACAGCAAAAUCAGAAAGGACUUUUACAGAUUUAUGCACUGUCAUUUACGUUUGGCCAGCUGAAGGUGUGAUCGUGUCAUUGCUUGCAUAUUUAUAAAAAUACUGAUCUAAAGAAAAAGCACCUCUGUAAAAACGAAACUAUGGCAACUUCGGAGGGAAGCAAACUCUGGGGAGGCAGAUUUGUAGGAGACAUUGAUCCCAUCAUGGAAAAAUUCAAUGCUUCCAUCGUCUAUGAUAAGCGAAUGUGGGCUGCUGACAUUUAUGGAAGCAAAGCCUAUGUCAAAGCUUUAGAAAAGGCUUUCCUUGUAACAAAACAUGAAACGGAAUAUAUUCUAAAAGGAAUGGAUAAGAUCUAUGAGGAGUGGAAGCAAGGCAGCUUUGUUAUUAAGGAUAGUGAUGAAGACAUUCACACUGCCAAUGAGCGUCGACUUAAGGAGCUCAUAGGAGAAGCAGCAGGGAAGCUGCACACAGGUCGAAGCAGAAAUGACCAGGUUACAACAGAUAUGAGACUUUGGCUGAGAGAUGAAAUUUCUGUUCUGAGUGGCUACCUUCAUCAGUUGAUUAGAACAAUGGUGGAGAGAGCGUCAUCGGAAAUUGAUAUUCUCCUUCCUGGCUAUACACACCUUCAGAGAGCUCAGCCAAUCAGAUGGAGCCACUGGAUACUUAGUCAUGCUGCUGCUUUACAGAGAGAUGAUGAACGACUGUCUGAAAUCAAGCAUAGGGUCAAUGUGCUUCCACUGGGCAGUGGAGCUAUAGCUGGGAAUCCUUUUAAUAUUGACAGAGAACUUCUUCGACAAGAACUUAAGUUUGGGUCAGUCAGUCUCAACAGCUUGGAUGCAACGAGUGAGAGAGAUUAUGUCGCGGAGUUUCUGUUCUGGGGCUCACUGUGCCUGACUCAUCUGAGCAAGAUGGCUGAAGAUUUGAUAAUCUACAGUUCUAAAGAAUUUGGAUUCAUAACACUAUCUGAUGCAUACAGUACAGGAAGCAGUCUAAUGCCACAGAAGAAAAAUCCAGACAGCCUGGAACUGAUUCGCAGCAAGGCUGGAAGAGUGUUUGGCAGGUGUACUGGAUUUAUUAUGACCUUGAAAGGUCUCCCAAGCACAUAUAAUAAAGAUUUACAGGAGGAUAAAGAAGCCAUGUUUGAUUGUUCUGACACUAUGCAUGCUGUACUUCAAGUAGCAACAGGGGUCAUAUCUACCCUUAAGGUUAACAAAGAUGCAAUGACCCAGGCUUUGAGUCCAGAUAUGUUGGCAACUGACUUAGCUUACUACUUGGUCAAGAAAGGAACGUUGGGUCUGUGUGCUGAGCCAAGUGGUAACAGUGCAAACCAAGGUAUGCAAACGUCCAGUCUGAGCUUAUACAAUAAACAUGAAGCUAAUCACAAUGUUAGAACUGAAAGUGUGAAUGAGUACGUUGCUAAAAAUAACAUUAAGGAUAAAAUAUACCUGAUGGGCAAAAAACUUGUUACAAUUAAGAACAUAAAAAUUGAAAAUGCUUAUUUCAUAGCAAAGAACUGCUUUGAAAAAAUAUUAAAACAGCAACUGCCUUGUUUCACAAAAUAUGUAAUCGCAAUAGUUUUAUUUUUCAGAAUGUCUGAGUUCCUUUCUUUGUCUUUUAACAGUCCACUCUUUGAAAGUGAUGUGUCUCAAGUGUGGAAUUACACAAACAGCGUAGAACAGUACACUGCUGCUGGUGGCACUGCAGAAAGCUGUGUGAAGUCACAGAUCAAGCAACUUCGAGACUGGCUGCAGUUAAAAAGUAGCUAAAGAGUACCAAAACAUUAUCGACAGUAAUGCUGCCUAAACUCUGUACGUCAUGUGAGCAACAAGGAACAACAAGAUGUGUAUUAAAUAUUUCUGCCAGAUGGUAAUAAUGAGGCAUGAGCUCCAAAUUAAGGCGUGUCACCUCCCCUUUAGUCAGGUAUUGGAAAAGCAGAAUGUACCUCCUUGAAGUGCAUUAUUACACUUUUAUAAAAUGGUUAAAAUUCACUGUGGUUGAUUUAACUUCUGCAAGAGUGUUAGAUGUCCACAUUUAGCAACCAAUCAGAGUGCUGAAAAUGACUGAAUAUUUCAGGAGAGCUGAUCAUGUUUUUCAUACUGUAUUUUUUUUCUCAAAUAAACAAUUAUGAAAGUAUAA
Messenger RNA from Protopterus annectens (West African lungfish), 2226 nucleotides. It is a transcript of the gene ASL, whose product is annotated as argininosuccinate lyase. The transcript has 18 exons. Gene Ontology annotation, cellular component: cytosol. Gene Ontology annotation, molecular function: argininosuccinate lyase activity. NCBI's taxonomy places the organism in Eukaryota, Metazoa, Chordata, Ceratodontiformes, Protopteridae. The record is from RefSeq and is a predicted model, not a curated record. The coding region runs from base 231 to 1856 and encodes 541 amino acids.